AUGUCAGAAACCGAGGCAAACAUUGGGAUGGCCCGCAACGCUGGGCCUGAUGAGAAGACGGUGCAGGUGUUGUGAGACAUAGCCAGCUGUCUGCGAAUCUGUUCCAUCAGGGCCACAAGUACUUCCACCACUAGGGCUUGGGGACUACCAUUUGUUAAUGUGGCAACAAUGGGAUGGUCUGGGCAAGGACUAUGGGCUGCCUGUGGGAUGGCAUAUACUGGCAAGUACUUUGACCAAGCCACUGAGCCCCAGAAGGGUCUUGUUUCUUACUACUGGGUCUUCUGUCUUCUGGGUGAUGGGAAGUUCACAGAAGUCUCUGUCUGGGAGGCAUUGGCCUAUGCAUCCUGCUACAGUCUGGGCAAUCUCGUAGCAAUCUUUGAUGUGAACCGCUCCAUGUCAGUUGAGCACUGCAUUGCUCUCUACCAGAAGUGUUGUGAAGCCUUUGGGUAGAAUACUUAUGUGGUGGAUGGCUGUUACAUGAAGACCCUAUGCCUUGUAUUCUCACAGACAGCUCAAGUGAGAGGCAAGCCCACGGCUGUAGUUGCUAAGACCUUCAAGGCCUGAACAAGGCAUGUCAAGUAUGUUGAGGAUGCAGAAAGUUGGAAUGGAAGGCCAUUGCCAAAAGAAAGCGCAGAUGCAAUUAUUAAAUUAAUUGAGAGCCAGAUACAGUCCAACAGGAUUCUUAUACCACCACCCCCUGUUGAGGACUUACCUCAAAUCAACAUCUUGGAUAUAAAUAUGACCUCACGCCCUGUUUACAUAGAUGAUGACAUGGUGUCUACUCAAAAAGCAUGUGGUUUGUCUCUAACUAAACUGGGCCUUGAAAAUGACAGAGUUAUUGUGCUGGAUGAUGAUACCAAGAACUCCAACUUUUCUGACAUAUUCAAGAAAGAACACCCAGAGAGAUUCAUCCAGUGUUAUAUUGCUGAAAAAAACAUGGUGAAUGUGACUCUGGAAUGUGCCACCUGUGACUUGACCAUUGCUUUAGUUUGCACUUUCACUGCCUUUUUCUCCUGAGCAUUUCAUCAGAUAUAUAUGGGAGCCAUCUCUCAUAACAUCAACCUUAUUGGUUCCCAUUGUGGGGUAUCCAUUGGUGAUGACAACCCCUGUCACAUAGCCCUGGAAGACUUGGCCAUGUUCAGAGCAAGUCCCAACUGUAGUGUUUUCUAUCCAAGUGAUGCCAUCUCCACAGAGCAUGCUGUUUAUUUGACAGCCAAUACUGAGGAACUGUGCUUCAUUCGUACCAGCCAAGCAGAAACUGCAAUUAUUUACACUACUCAAGAAACACUUCAGAUUGGACAGGCGAAGGUUGUCCACCACAGUGACAAUGACAAGGUCACAAUUAUUGGAGCAGGAGUCACUCUGCAUGAAGUCCUGCUGGCUGCUGAUGAGCUCUCUAAAGAAGAUGUCUCUAUCCAUGUCAUUGACUUAUUUACCAUUAAACUUCUGGACACUGUCAUUUCUAAUGCAAAAGCUACAUCUGGCCGAAUUAUCACUGUGGAGGAACACUACCCAGAAGGUGUGUUUGAUACAUUGGGUAUGGUUUUGCUGAUCCCGCAGGCCGGGGCAAGUGGUGCCCAAUGUGGAGACCCAGGUAUGAGGGCUUCGAUGAAGAACGUCACUGAGGAGAGCCGGCCAUAUCAAAAAGAAAAGAAACAGAAGUAG
Messenger RNA from Mesocricetus auratus (golden hamster), 1665 nucleotides. It is a transcript of the gene Tktl1, whose product is annotated as transketolase like 1. Gene Ontology annotation, molecular function: transketolase activity; thiamine pyrophosphate binding. The record is from RefSeq and is a predicted model, not a curated record. Lineage: Eukaryota; Metazoa; Chordata; Mammalia; Rodentia; Cricetidae.